This is a messenger RNA of Trypanosoma grayi, 1185 nucleotides long. RefSeq lists its product as hypothetical. The coding region runs from base 1 to 1185 and encodes 394 amino acids. NCBI's taxonomy places the organism in Eukaryota, Euglenozoa, Kinetoplastea, Trypanosomatida, Trypanosomatidae. The record is from RefSeq and is a predicted model, not a curated record. The transcript has a single exon. Gene Ontology annotation, molecular function: protein binding.
AUGACUCAGGCAGAGGCUGUCUCAAACAGUUUCAGCGCACACGUAUAUCAUGAUAGUUUGCUGCUCUUCAGUGGCCUCUUCACAGACAGGCUGUGGUGGCUGAAUUUAUCGUCGUUUGUAUGGAACGAGGGGCCGUGUACAGGUGUGUUUCCGCCGCCAACGCGCUUCCACGCCACCGCGCUGUGCGGAUCACGACUGUACGUCUGCGGUGGGGAGUCGCCGCGCCUCGACGCGUCGUGCAUCGCGCCGGCCUCCCUCCAGCACGACUUGCUGGACCUCUUCGUUGUCGACCUGGCUGAGCUGCGGUGGGAACGGGUGCUGUGCGCCUGGAAGCCGCGGGUGCGUUCUCACCACACCAUGACAGCAGUGAGUGACAGUGCGCUUAUCGUUAUGGGUGGUAAGCCACGGCGGGAUGAAGUGACCUCGUACGAAAUGCGGGAGAUGAUGGCAGGCGGCUUUUACGCGGUGCUCGUUUUCGAUGUCACGGCAGGACUCUGGCGCACCUUUUCACAGACACUGUUUCCGUGUCUGUGGGGCCACAGUGCGCACGUGGUGAAUGACGAUGCCAUUGUUAUAUUCGGUGGAUUCGAAACAACACUGGAGGUAUCUGAACAUGGCGAACAGAUACCAGCCGUUGCCGUGAACAACUACAUGUGGUUUCUCAACUGGAGAACGAUGGAAUGCUACCGCGCGGGAAGUCGUGUGCCCGGUCGCGUGUUGCACCAGUCUCAUAUUUGCGGGGACAAGUUGCACGUGCUUGGCGGAAUAUCUGUAGAUGAGGCGUGCCUCGAUCUCGUCUUGCAGCAAGAUGCAAUGGCGAUAUCAUUGACAUCCUUCGAGACUCGUCCAAUGAAGUUUUGUUUGCAGCAUUGGCCUCUGGAGCUGAUGGCUUCUGUGGUGUAUAACCAGCAACUCAUUGUGCUAAACAAGAUGGAGGACUUCUUUGUCCUGCGGGCGAUUGACGAUGAUGAUUGGGAGCGCUACCGUUGUGACACCACCAACAUUAUCACAUCGCCGUUUUCUGCCGUGCGUGCCAUAAAAUACCACGCAGAUGCAAAGGGGCGGGAAGAACACGGCAGCGUGUUAACACUGCCGAUUGACGGGCCACCUUCGAAGCCAUCCCUCUCGCCGCUCAUGUGGGAGCUGCUUGCGCAGCUCGAGUACCCGCUGGCUGACCUGCGCUAG